Vicia villosa (hairy vetch) is the source of this 1027-nucleotide messenger RNA. RefSeq lists its product as uncharacterized. Lineage: Eukaryota; Viridiplantae; Streptophyta; Magnoliopsida; Fabales; Fabaceae. The coding region runs from base 163 to 774 and encodes 203 amino acids. The transcript has 2 exons. The record is from RefSeq and is a predicted model, not a curated record.
CAAAGUACAAAGUUUGUACAAUAACAUUCAUACUAUCUAUCUAUCACCUCUCUCUCAAACCUAAUCAUUCCCACAAUUGUUUUUUCAAUUUAUUUCCACUUUCACAAACUAUUUUCCAAACACUCUCUAGAGUCAUCAUCAAUUAUCACCACAACGACCAACAUGAAGAACAAAACAGCAAAGUUGUUGAAGCAAAUCAUAGCCGGUUUAACCUCAAUGACAAAGUCAAAAACUAUAGCUUUAAAGUCAAAAGUAAAUGCCAUCAAAGCUCGUUUGAUUAUAUUCUCACUCAUGAAGAACAAAAAGUUCCUCAUGAGUUCAAUCUCAGAUAAAUUCCACUCAAUUUGGGGGAGCCAUUCUCACCAUCAUUCCAAGGAAGAUUGUCUAAUUGAAGAAGGUGUCAAUUGUGAAGAUCAUCAUAGAGCCAUGGUUAUUUUUAACAACAAUGUUCGCACUUACGAAGCGUUGCAAAAUCCAAGUGAAACACGAGUCGUCGAUGAACAAAAUCAAGAAGAUUACUAUGAUGAUGGUGAGGAUGAUGAUAAGUACCCUGAUUUGACUCAUACUCUUUUUGAUUCUGAGGGUUUGGACUUUGGAGGAUCAGUGAUAGAUAGGGUGAAGAAUUGUAAGGAGGAAGCAGGGAAAGAGUUUAAGCUUGAAGAUGAUAUUGAUGAAGUUGCUGAUCUAUUUAUCAGAAGGUUUAGAAGAAAUAUAAUCUUGCAGAAACAAGAUUCCUUGAAGAGGAAGAGGGAAGUUGAGCAAAAUGGUACUUGAAUAAUCUUCAUCAUUCUCUCCCUUUGUUAUUGUUUUUUUUUUUUCAAGAAUAAGGGAGAUUUAUAUUAUGUAAUAUAUGGUUGGUUUUAUUAAGAUUAGCACAACCCAGAAUUAAUUAAGUAGGGUGUGAUUUCUUUGUUCUUUUAUUUUGUUUUGGGGUGAUGUCAAAAGUUUUAUACCAUGUUCUCUUUUUGUGGGAGUUUUGUAUCAAAUAAAAGAAAAUUAAGAGAAUAGAAAUGGGACAUGUUGCUUA